AGCAGUGUUUUUGGCUCAAUGCUGUUGCCAGCGUGAUGCGCGCGGCAGAGGAAGCCCCUGCGAGGCGCCAUGAGGCGAGUCCUCGCCGCGCUGGCCGCGGGAGCAGCGCCAGCCACGCUGGCCACGGGAAGCAGCAGCAGCAGCAGCAGCAGCAGCUCGGAAGCGCCUGUUGACGCCGAGACCUGCGUCUGGCCGCAGUGCACCACCAGGUGCGGCGUCAAGUGCGACUACAGCCCCGUUGGCUCCUGCGCAGCGUCGCUCGUGACCCACACCUUUCCGGGAUGCGCGGCCUACCGCGGCUCCACCGAGUGCUUCAUGGGCAAGUGCCUCUGCCAAGAGGGCUUCUGCGCCUCUGCGGACGACGGGGAGUCCUGCGAGCCGGAGGUGUGCAUCGAGGGCGCCCUGGCCCCGCGGUACGAGAAGACGGACUGGGUGAGGACCUUCUUCAACCUCGCCUCGAGCGACAGCUUCCCGCCGCCCGGCACCACGGAGCACGAGGCGGGGGUCUUCCUGCGGGCGAACGCGCUGUGGCCCGCCGUCCUCGUCGCGCUGGGGCUCGUGGUGGGGACGGUGACCUUCGUGUGCCUCUGCUGCAGCCCCGGCAUGAGCGAGGAGACGCCUGCGCGCGCGCGCGCUCGCCUGCCUGCCACGGUUUGUGCCAAGGGGAUCCCCAGAGAGCUGGUGGCGCCGCAGGUGUGCGGGGGCGAUGGAGCUCUGGCUUUAGGUCGGGCGGUGGAGCUCCUGGCUUCAGGCUCGGGCGUCGAGGUGUUUGCUGGGGCGCUCCUGGACCCCGUGGAGGGCGUGUCGACGCCGGAGCAGCUGCUGGAGCGCUGGGGCGGCUUCGUGGGCGCCAGCUCGCGGCUGCUGGCGCGCGAGCGGGCCCACUUCUCGGCGCGCCACAGGAAGGGCAGACGGCGCGCAGCAGCCUCGGCCUCGCGCCUAGGUGAGCGGCCCCUCGCCGCCGGCGCGUGCGCCUCCGCGCGCGCGCUGGCCGCGCUGGCGGCCUCGCUGCGGGCGGCGCGCGCCUGCGCGGCCGCGGCGCCGCCGCUCUGCCAGGCGCUGGCGCGCUUCGGGGAGGCGGCGCGCGCGGAGCCCGCGGAGGCCACGUCGCAGGUGCCCGCCGCCCUCAUCGCCGAGUUCGCCGAGCUGCUGCCCGCCCUGGCCGACGCGCGCCGGCUCCUGGACCGCGUCGCCGAGGUGGCGGAGCAUCUGGUGCGCCAGCUGGUCGGUUUCCAGGGUGCGUCGUCCAGCGGCCGGGAGCUGGGCCAGCUGCCAGUGCGCCCGGUGCUGGACGCCCUCGGAGACGUGCUGGCGGUGGCCGCGACCAUGGACGGGGUCGUGCUGGAGAACCAGGAGACCCUCCGCAACGCCCACCUCAAUUUCAGCUGGAUCGUCAGCAAGGCCUCCGGCGGGCUCCUGGAGCUGCCGCCCGAGGCCGCGGUGCAGCUUGGCGUGGAGCUCCGGGAGGCCGAGCCGCUGAUGCGGGGCGACGCCUUCCGGGCCUGCACGGCCCGCGCCGCGGAGGGCCUGGCCGGGCUCGCGACGGAGCCGUCGGGCCUCAAGCUGCGGGAGGAGGCCUUGGCCUACUUCGCUACGCGGCUGAAGGACCGGCCGGGCGAGGAGCUGGCGUCCUCGGGCCCCUCCUCGGGCGCGCAGAGGUGCCUGCUCCUCGCGCUGCCCUCCGAGGCGCUCGUGCCAUGGGUGUGCGCCUGGGUGCUCUUCGCCUCGGCCUGGGAGCCCAGCCGCAGCGACGCCAGGCUGAUGGCCGACGUCUUCCGGGCCCACAAGCGCUCCCCGUUCCUGGUGCUCUUCGGCCGGGUGGUCUGGUGCGUCGGGGAGUUCCUCCAGGCGCACCUGCCGGGGCUGGUGGACUCUGGGCUCCGGCGCGACCUGGAGGAGAUCCGCGGAGCCCGAGGCCACGCGCAUGGACGACGGCCUCUUCGCGCAGGAGGUGCGGGCGCACGCGCCCAAGGUCCAGGCCUGGCUCGCGGGCCUCCGCGUGGCCAGCGGCGCCGGCAGCGUCGGGCAGGUCCUGAAGGACUCGACGAGCACCGCACCCUCCUGCGGGGCCUGGUCUACGCCCGGCGCCUCCGCGCCGUGCUGGAGGAGUACCUGGUCCUCCACGUCUGCCAGGGCGUGCCCGUGCCGCGCCGCGGCGUGGAGCCCGUGGGCCUGGCCCUGCGGCUGCUGAAGGCCAUCGAGGCGGGGCGGCGGGCGCCACAGUCGCUGCGCCAGGCGCUGGACGCCGUGUCGGCGGCUCUGCACGAGGUGGUCGCCAGCCCCACGCCCGAACUGGCCGCUCCCCACCUGGACGCGGGGUCCCUGGCGCUCUGCUGCGCGGGACUGGGGGAGGCGGGCGGCAGCGCGCUGGGAAGCGCCUGGCGCGAGCUCGGCAUG
This is a messenger RNA of Prorocentrum cordatum, 2397 nucleotides long. NCBI's taxonomy places the organism in Eukaryota, Dinophyceae, Prorocentrales, Prorocentraceae. The record is from the annotation of a GenBank genome assembly.